Molecule: messenger RNA, 294 nt
Organism: Rotaria sp. Silwood2
Lineage: Eukaryota; Metazoa; Rotifera; Eurotatoria; Philodinida; Philodinidae
Source: the annotation of a GenBank genome assembly
AUGGGGGAGCAAGCACCUUCUGAUCACACAAUCUUCAAUUGGUUUCGUGAAUUUCAACGCGAUAAUUUUAGUGUUCAAGAUGGUCCACGUUCAGGUCGUCCUUCAACAUCUGUUAAUGAACAAACAAUUGAUGCUGUACGAAAAAUAAUUGAAGAUGAUCCUCAUUCGACAAUUUCAUUUUUCAUAAUCCCAUCAAGAUUUAUAACGGAUUCUAUUCUGGAUCCUGGUCAAGAUGAAUAUAAAGACUUCAUCAACGUGUUAGCUGGUUUUUGUUCAGGACUUGUUCAAGAUUAG